CUGGCUGCUCGACCACCACCAUCACCAACAGGGCACCUUGGAGAUUGCAUCCCGCCAGCCCGCCAGCCCGCCUAACCGUCCUCGGCCCCCCGUGGCCCCCCGUGGCCCCCAAUGCGACAGCAGCCUGCGCUGGACCUCAGGACCUGCUUGCUGCUGUACCGAGAUGUGCCAGACUGCAUGGGUGGGGUUUGUUGCAGUCGUGCCUUGUCCCACCGCAGCGCCCAAGCAGCCAAGCCGCCCGAGGGCCAAGCACCAUCUCUCCUCACCUGGCCCAGAUAUCAUCUCCUCCCCUGCUGUCACCAACGGCGAAUCACUGAUCGCGGAGAGGGGCCAUUCUGCCUUCGUGCUGGGCUCACCUGGCUCACCCGCCCUAUUGGUCCUCGUAACCUCCACACGGCAAUUCUCCUGCUCCCUCUCGCCUUCGACUGAGCACCGAGCAAGGCGGCCGCCCACCCCCCCGACCCCCUCCCGGGACGGCCACUCACCGGACGGCCACUCACCUGGUGCCUCUUGGAGUCUUGGGGACGAGAGAGCACCGUCUUCCUCGACGCUCCCACGCGCAAUCGCACGUCUGUCGCACCAUCGGGUGACCAGCGACGGGUGUGAUCACAUCGCUUCGUCUUACUGGCUGAUAGCAGGUCCUGUUGGUUCUGUCCGUCUCCUGGCCACAGGCCCGGCAAGCAACAAGCUUCCAUACUGGGCCAUCUAUCCGUCUGUCUGUGUGAUAGUGCGCCGCCCGGCCCGCUUGCAUCGAGGACCACAAUAUCUGCAUGCACUUCCUUGCCGAAUUGAUCGAUGCUUGCCCACUCCCAGGGUCCACACCUACGACAUCCUUCACGACCAUUCUUUUCAUCCAGCCAGCCAGCCAGCCAGCCAAGCAGGUGUGGUCGUCGACUCUUUUCUUCGGCUCGUAUGCCCUGUUGUUCCCCACGCAUGGCCCGUUGUGUGUGACAUGCAUUGGCGGGGAACAGGCCAGAAAGAACGGCCAGCCAAUAUUAAGGCAAACCCUGCCUUUUAAAGAACUUCGGCCCGCGUGGGUUGACAUUUCGGAUCCUCGUGCGAGAUCUACUACGACUACGCUACCGCACGCCAACAUCUCAUCCCCCAAAGUAGCCCCGUCCCCGGCGGCUAUUGAGGUGCAGCCCACCUUGCGGACGCCUGCUCGAUAUCAAUCUAACCCUUCGUGUUGGGACCGCAUACGGUGACCCAAUUCUGAUCGCCCAUACUACGAACGCGGCCAGGCUUGUCCAGCUGUCAUAUAUUGGCCUCCCUCCCGCCACUGACUGACGUUCUUUCUCUUUUCGGGGCGUGAGCCUGGAUCUGGCUGUCACUUAGUUGAUCUGCUUUGGACCAAACACCAAACAAACACCAGGGCUCCCAGGAGAAACUUUUGGCAACUCUACCGACGACCUGCGACCCCUUACAGCCUGUCCUUCCCACAUUCCACCCCACAACUCCACGCUACUCGCUUGCAUGGAUACGAUUCUCCUUUGCCCUGUCAUAUACGCAGCACGCCAAAGUCCUCGAGAAUAGGUCGCCACUUACCGGGAGGUCCAUGUCAACCGCUCGACGCCACUGCGCGCAGUCGCGUUGAGCGUACAACGGCCUUCUCGUACACAGCUGGCCUUGCCCCGCCGUGUCGACCAUGGCUUCGCAAGUACAGCCUGCCCUUCGCGAGGCAGCGUCAUCUGCCACGCGGAAAUUGGCAGAGAUCCUGAGGCGGAUCAACAUUCCACUGACGUCGACGAGUCCACCAGGCCUGGUGCAAGCAAACACGGUCGAUCCCUGGACCAAGGCCGGGAAGUAUGGACUGGGAUGGACGUAUUUCUCGGUAGCACUGAUGAUGUCGGUCGUGGUUGUCAGGGUGUGGCAUUUCUGGCAAGACAAGAUCAGGCAAGCCAUUUACAAGCAAGAGGUCGAGCAAUAUUACCAGAACCUCUACAACCCGGAGACUGAAUGGGGCCAAACUCCUUCGCAGUCUGGACAACUUACCGGGCAGCCAGCCACGGCGCGACACUUCUUCCCCGAGGAAGAGAAGGCCGAGACAGCCUUCCGCCCGAAAUCCAACAUGUCUUCCAUUGGCUUCAUCAACGACACCCUAGCCCUGUUCCGAUGGACAUUUUAUCGGCCGAUCCCUGAUAUCAGAUGGCGAAAGCACAGAUUCACCUUCUCAUCCUUGUCGGUGUUGACGGUCGGCUUCAUUGCUUUGGUGUUUGUCUCCUUGUACUGCUUCCUGCAGCAACCGCUGUACUGGGCCAGCAUUCGGUACGGCUCACCACCGCUCGCCAUCCGAGCCGGCAUGAUUGCACAGGCAAUGACCCCGUGGAUCAUUGCUACGAGCAUGAAGGCAAACAUUCUGAGCCUCAUCACAGGCAUUGCCGCCGAUCGGCUGAACGUGUUCCACCGAUGGGCGGGUUACCUGUGCCUCUUUCUCUCGCUGGUCCAUAUGGUGCCGUUUUUCAUACAGCCUGUAUGGGAGGAUGGGGGGAUGACAGUCUUUAACAAGCUGUUCCCCCCGGGCAGUGGUAUCAUCUACGGCAGUGGCAUAGCCUGCUUUGUUCCUCUCUGCUGGCUAUGUGUGCUUUCCCUUCCGGUUCUGAGGCGACACAUCUACGAAUUGUUCUCUAUCCUCCAUGCCCCUGUUGGGUAUGUAUAUAUCGGCCUCCUGUUCUGGCACACCAAGAACUUCCUGAUGUCGUGGGACUACCUCUACGCGUCCAUCGCCAUCAUUGUCAUAUGUAAUAUGUGGCGAUUUUGCAAGCUGAAUUGGACCAAGCCGUGGAGAAUGGCGUUUAUGGUGGGAGAUGAGGCCGCCAUCCAAAUCAUGACAGAGAACACGAUCAAGAUCACCAUUCCAACCCAGCUGCGGUGGUCCCCGGGCCAAUACUUUUACUUGCGCAUGCCGGGGAUAUCGCUACUCGAGAACCAUCCAUUUACCGUCACUUCCUUGUGCAGCGAAGACUUCCCCUCGGAAUACGGUGAGCAGUACCGGGACUGCGUGCUGGUUCUCAGGCCAUACGGCGGAUUCACCAAGAAGGUACUCGAGACCGCCAUAGAGAAGGGUCCAUUCCACACGUACCGUGCUUUCCUGGAUGGACCUUACGGUGGCAUGCGCCGGGAUCUUGCGGCGUUCGAUACCUGCAUCUUGAUUGCGGGAGGGAGUGGUAUCACAUCGCUGAUGUCACAGCUGCUCAACUUGAUCAAGCGUAUGCGAGACGGAAAGGCUAUCACCAAGAAGAUUGUUGUGGUAUGGUCGUUGAAGCGCCUCGAGGCCAUGGAUUGGUUUCGCGAGGAGCUGCGCAUCUGCCGCGAAGCCGCGCCUCCAGAUAGUGUCACUUGCAAGUUCUUCGUGACUGCUGCGACUAGGAACUCGCACGGCGGUCCAGUUGGAGCGAGCGCCCGUGCGCCGCGGCCGAUAUCGAACAUGUUCCAUGACCGGCUGGACGGCUUUGUUGCAGGAAUUGCCUCAAAACGCAACUCAGCAUUGAUCGCGGAUGUCGCCCAAGGCGACCCAAACAGAGAAGCAGAGCUGCGAGCAGAGCAGCAAGAUCGGUUUACCGCGCUGCCACAGCAGAAGUACCUGCAGCCACACAACAUCCCGCCACCGCCACCGAACCCGCCGCCAAACAAUCGCCAAUCAUACACGGACGAAGCACUGCGCCGUCUCGAAGGUGAUAACGACCAGCCACAAUCGAGAGACACCAAGGAAGACGCGUCCGAGCUGCCCAGUGACAAGGGCAAGCAGAAGGACUUCCACUUUCCUCCCCUGAAGCCCAAGGCGGAUGGUCCAUAUUUCAACUACGCGCCGCCCAAUUCGCCGGGCAACAAGCGGUUUAGCCAGCUCCUCGAACCCCCACAGACAGGGUCGCACCCCGAGUCGACCCAGCAUUCCUCAGACAUGCCCCGAGCACCUGAUGUGCCGGAACUGGCGCACCUGCGCACUGAUGUGGGCACGCUGAGCCGGCCGCGGCCGACGAGCACCUUUGGCCCGCCAUCUGGAUUCGAGUUCGGGUUCCCCGAGACGCCGACCGAGUUCCAGAAGAGUCUGAUGCGGUUCGCGUUCCCUGUGCCACACGAGAUCGACGGGGGCUGGAGCGUCGAGUACGGACGGCCCGACCUUGGGUUCAUGCUCAAGGAGUGGGCGACAGGCGGGAGUGACGGGCGGGGAAUACUAGGCCGGAGGACAGCGGUCUUCGUGUGUGGCCCACCGAGCAUGCGGGUGGGUGUCGCAACCACCGUGGCCAGACUUCAGGCGGAGAUCUGGGGCGACCCCAUGUUAGAGGAGAUAUAUUUGCAUGCGGAGAAUUACGCCUUGUGAUUGCACAUUCUGAGCCGGAGGACGAAACGGCUGAUCAUGAGACGAGAUACCACUUGUUUCCCUUUCCUUUUGAGUCUAUUGUACUACUAUAUCAUGAUGAGGCACGACACUGUAUUGGGAGAUACCAGAAGCAAGAGAUUGCUCGCACGCCGAAACUGGCUGGUUGGGAUUGGAGCCGGGGAUGCAGGAUGGCCUUGACAGGCAGACACACACACACACACACUAUACAUAAUGCUCACGAGAGGGACACGAACGCUGCUGUCGCAAACACGUACAGGGGUGUGGAAGAUGGGUGUAAUUCUACAUAAUAUCAAACGAUCGGAUUGAUCUACAGGAGACUUAUUGUGUACUCGUGCCCAAGCCAGUCCGACCUUUGAUACAUGUGAAGAAGCCGGCUCGGACGACAAGCCCCAAAUGCGGUGGAUCUGGAUCUGGAUCUGGUGAUCUGCCUGUCUUUUGUGAGAUCUUGUCAGAUGGGUUGAGCCCAGCAGGCCAUCAGCCCUUCAGCCUCAAUGUCGAGAACCUCUGUGGCUGGCUGGAGGGUGUUUUCAGCAUUUGGAUUUUCCUGCCAGCCAUGCCUCGUCCCUCCCGGAGUUUCGGUGUCACAAUUAAUGGGGAACAAUGUGGAGCAGGCCCUCGGAUCGGAUCGAGUCGUGAAGGAGGAAUAAGGAAGAAAUCAAGACAGCUCACCGCACAGCUGCAGGUGAGGCGCCAGCCCAC
This is a messenger RNA of Diaporthe batatas, 5038 nucleotides long. RefSeq lists its product as uncharacterized. The record is from RefSeq and is a predicted model, not a curated record. NCBI's taxonomy places the organism in Eukaryota, Fungi, Ascomycota, Sordariomycetes, Diaporthales, Diaporthaceae. Gene Ontology annotation, biological process: intracellular iron ion homeostasis; iron ion transport; copper ion import. The transcript has 2 exons. Gene Ontology annotation, molecular function: ferric-chelate reductase activity. The coding region runs from base 1646 to 4318 and encodes 890 amino acids. Gene Ontology annotation, cellular component: plasma membrane.